This is a messenger RNA of Rhinolophus ferrumequinum (greater horseshoe bat), 3448 nucleotides long. It is a transcript of the gene SCMH1, whose product is annotated as Scm polycomb group protein homolog 1. The transcript has 17 exons. Gene Ontology annotation, molecular function: protein binding. Bases 387 to 2426 code for a protein of 679 amino acids. Gene Ontology annotation, biological process: regulation of DNA-templated transcription. The record is from RefSeq and is a predicted model, not a curated record. Gene Ontology annotation, cellular component: nucleus. NCBI's taxonomy places the organism in Eukaryota, Metazoa, Chordata, Mammalia, Chiroptera, Rhinolophidae.
UCUCCCCCGCCUCAGCUACCGCAGUCACCGCCUCGGUGGAGCCCCCCGCCGCCCGCCCGCCGCUCUCCGGUGCCGCCCCCACACGCCCCCUUUGCGCGUCCUCCCUCGCUCCCUGAGCAGCGGAAACAUGGCGGCGGGAAGGGAAUGAGCCGCUCCGCGCCGCCCGGUGCCCGCAGCCGGGUCCCGGUUCGACCGAGGUCGGCGGGAGACAUGGCUCAACGGAAGGUCCGGGGCGCGAAGGGCUCGGAGCUGUCAGCAGCGAUCCUCCAGCUGGCUCCAGCAGCGCGGGGACAACUCACGUGUGCCUCCGGAAACGGGCGGAGAGAGCAGAUUUCUCCAUCCUGCUAAAGAGGAACAAUUUCCUAUUUGGUAUAGCUGAUGGUACCAUGCAAAAAUCAGAUCCUCGAAAAGAAAUAGACUGGAGUGAUGUUAGAAAACACAAAUAUGGUCACCUGUCAGAGUCUGCAUCCCAGUAUCCAGAAGCUACUGACUUCCUGGAGCUAGGUCAUUUUACCUGGGACAAAUACCUAAAAGAAACAUGUUCAGUCCCAGCGCCUGUCCAUUGCUUCAAGCAGUCCUACACACCUCCAAGCAACGAGUUCAAGAUCAGCAUGAAAUUGGAAGCACAGGACCCCAGGAACACCACAUCCACCUGUAUUGCCACAGUCGUUGGACUGACAGGUGCUCGCCUCCGUCUUCGUCUUGAUGGCAGCGACAACAAGAAUGACUUCUGGCGGCUGGUUGACUCAGCUGAAAUCCAGCCUGUGGGGAACUGUGAGAAGAAUGGGGGUAUGCUGCAGCCCCCUCUGGGAUUUCGGCUGAAUGCCUCCUCUUGGCCCAUGUUCCUUUUGAAGACGCUAAAUGGAGCAGAGAUGGCUCCCAUCAGGAUUUUCCACAAGGAACCACCAUCACCUUCUCACAACUUCUUCAAAAUGGGAAUGAAGCUAGAAGCUGUGGACAGGAAGAACCCUCAUUUCAUUUGCCCAGCCACUAUUGGGGAGGUGCGGGGCUCAGAGGUGCUUGUCACUUUUGAUGGGUGGCGAGGGGCCUUUGACUACUGGUGCCGCUUCGACUCCCGGGACAUCUUCCCUGUGGGCUGGUGUUCCUUGACUGGAGACAACCUACAGCCGCCGGGCACUAAAGUUGUGAUUCCAAAGAGUCCCUAUCCUGCACCUGAUGUGAACACUGAGAAGCCCAGCAUCCACAGCAGCACCAAAACUGUCUUAGAGCAUCAACCAGGACAGAGGGGGCGUAAACCAGGAAAGAAGCGGGGCCGGACACCCAAGCCUCUAAUCCCCCAUCCCAUCUCUACCCCAUCCAAGUCAGCUGAACCUUUGAAAUUCCCAAAGAAGAGGGGUCCCAAACCUGGCAGUAAGAGGAAACCUCGGACUUUGCUGAACCCACCACCCACCUCACCAACAACCAGCACCCCUGAACCGGACACCAGCACUGUACCCCAAGAUGCUGCCACCAUCCCCAGCUCAGCCAUGCAGGCCCCCACAGUUUGUAUUUAUUUGAACAAGAACGGCAGCACAGGCCCCCACUUAGACAAGAAGAAGGUCCAGCAGCUCCCUGACCAUUUUGGGCCAGCCCGUGCGUCCGUGGUGUUGCAGCAGGCUGUCCAGGCUUGCAUCGACUGUGCUUAUCACCAGAAAACUGUCUUCAGCUUCCUCAAACAGGGCCACGGUGGUGAGGUCAUCUCAGCCGUGUUUGACCGGGAGCAGCACACCCUCAACCUCCCAGCAGUCAACAGCAUCACCUACGUCCUCCGCUUCCUGGAGAAACUCUGCCACAACCUUCGCAGUGACAAUCUGUUUGGCAACCAGCCCUUUACACAGACUCACUUGUCACUCACCACCACAGAGUACAGCCACAGCCACGACAGGUACCUACCAGGUGAAACCUUUGUCCUGGGGAAUAGUCUGGCCCGGUCCUUGGAGCCACACUCAGACUCAAUGGACUCCACCUUGAAUCCCACCAACCUUGUCAGCACCUCCCAAAAUCUUCGAGCCCCUGGGUACCGGCCUUUGCUUCCAUCCUGUGGCCUCCCAUUGAGCACGGCCUCAGCUGUGCGCAGGCUGUGCUCCAGGGGAGUGUUAAAAGGAUCAGAUGGAAGCAGGGCUAUGGGAUCGUUUUGGAAACUAACUCAUUCCCCAGGGUCAGACCGAUACCUGGAAAGCCGGGACGCCUCUCGACCCAGUGGCCGGGACCCCUCCUCAUGGACAGUCGAGGACGUGAUGCAGUUUAUUCGGGAAGCUGACCCUCAGCUUGGACCCCACGCCGACCUCUUUCGUAAACACGAGAUCGAUGGCAAGGCCCUGCUGCUGCUGCGCAGCGACGUGAUGAUGAAGUACAUGGGGCUGAAGCUGGGGCCCGCGCUGAAGCUCUCCUACCACAUCGACCGGCUGAAGCAGGGCAAGUUCUGAACAGGGAGACGCAGCCUGGACUGCGGAGGGCGGAGCAGGCGGGGUGGCCCCUUCUCCCAAGGAGGGCCAUCAGCCCACUCCCGGGCGCCUCAUGGGGUUCAGGGCUGCCGAGGACUCCAGGAGGCGGUGCGGAGCCACCCCUGCUGCCCCCUCUGGUCAUGAUACCUCCUUCCAUGAAGGACUAAGGAGGGGAGAGUGUGGGGCCCCGGCUUGCGCUGCUCUUCCCCUCAGCCCUGCCUCGGCUCUGAGGUCCCCUGUAUUUAUUUCUCACGUCUGGCUGGCCUCUCACCAGGAGUUUAGACUGAACGCCUUCCAAGUGAUGGAGGAAGGGGCCGACCCUGGAGGACUCAGAAGAUGGGGCCCUGAAUUGACACUCCUGCCCAGUCCCCUCACCACCUGCUGGGCCUGGUGUGGCACCCAUUGCCCCCCAGCUUCUGCCUUCUCCUCACAGAAUCCCCAGACUCCACACUCAUGGUGCAAACCUCUACCUUUUUUAAAAAAAGAUCUUUUCUUACUGUUAAUUUAUUGUUUUUGGCACUCGGGCAAGCCCUCAGUUCCCACUCCUCUCACUCCAGACAUGGGGUUUCGGGAGGCGAGAGACUGCCCUGCCCCGGCCCCAGAGAGGCGUGGUCCCUUUACAGGGGACGGACCCCAGGGCACUUUCCCUUUGGGAUCGACAGAUCCAGAAAGCCUUGACCACACACCCCACGUGGGGAGGAGAGGGUCCCUGUCCCCUUGCCCUCUCCCCCUCCUCUGGGCCCUUUGCAGUCCCCUGCCCCACACUGCCCCCUCCACAGCUCCUUGCCCUGGCCAGAACUGCUGCAGAAGAAGGUUGGACCCAGUGAUUUUAGGCCAAGAAAGCCCUACGGUGGGUGGGAGGGAAGGGUCUCCAGGCUGGAGUCGGGCUGCACCCACUGCACUGUCCGCAUGCUUCCUUUGCAAGCAGGUCAGCAGAACAGCUGCCCUGCUGCCAUCUGGACUUGUUUUAUGUUGAUUUGUUUAUAAAUAAAAAACAAUAUAGA